AUGAAAGCAAAGCAUACUAGAAGUAUUUCGGCGUCUGCAGCCUGCCUUCUGCUGCUGCUGCUUACAGGUAUCGAAGCAUUUGUCUUUCAAGCAUCUGCUACUCGCGUGCUUUCCACAAGAAGAACUUUUGGGGAUGCUUCUUCGGCUCUCGCGGCUUCUAAAAAACACGACGAUGAAGAAGUAUCAAAGGAGGAAACCACUACUAGAUCUAAUAAUAAUGGAGUAGGAGUCGGUCGCCGUGGAACUCUCAUGACCUUGCUGGGUACUGCCGUCAGUUUCGCGGCGGGGGACGUGGUUUUUAAUGCCGCGGUCAAAGCCACGGGUGCCGCUGGCACGGCUUUCGUUACCGCGGGCGGAGGACUGUACGAACGAGUAAUUGCCUUUGGCAAUAAAUACCGCGGCGCCGCCAUUGCAUCGGAGGAGCUCACGGCAUGGGUGGCGGCCCAAAAGGUGGCGGCGACGCCUGAAAUUGGGGCGUGGUUGGCCGCCCAAAGAAAGAUGCAAAUGAUUCGAAAAACAGCCACCAUGGCGACGGCGGCGGCGACUCGGACCAGGACCACCACAAAAGCAGCGGCCGGAGGAGCUGUGGAGGAAGGAUUAUUGGCGGCGGCAGCUGCUGCUGCUGUCAAAGCCAUUUCCAGCACAACGGACAGUACUGACAAUAGUACGACAGAACAAACGACCGCAACUUUGGAGGCAACAGGAGAUGCAAACGAAGAGGACAGUAGCACUCUACCUUCCUCAAGCGAUAGUAGGGAGGAUUCGACCAAUGAUGCCAUCGCUGCAGCACCCGAGGAAAGCGAUCCCACCGCAGACGGAAACGACAAGGCCGAUCCCGGUGGUAAUUAG
This is a messenger RNA of Seminavis robusta, 849 nucleotides long. The record is from the annotation of a GenBank genome assembly. NCBI's taxonomy places the organism in Eukaryota, Bacillariophyta, Bacillariophyceae, Naviculales, Naviculaceae.